AUGGCUCGUCCGGCUGGUUCACGAUUUCUUCCAACGGAUUUGUGGUUGGUGACUGGUUGUCUUCACGAAAAGGUGGAGAAGAACAAGAAAGGUUGUCUUGACGACAAGGUGGAGAACAACAAGAAAGGUUUCAUAAAAACCAUGAAAGUCUACGAAGACGAGCCGUGGCGUCUUGAUCACGAUCUAAAUCCUCUGUUCAAGAGAGACGAAUGGUAUUACUUUGUUCCGAGGACAAAAAGAGGUGGCAAGACAGCAAACCGGAGCGUACCGAGAAACGGAGAAAGCGAAGGCGGCACAUGGAAGGCCACCACGAAAAAAAACAUCGUCGACGGAAACGGUACGUUGGUCGGUUACAAGCGAGAUUUCGUGUACAACAAGACAGUGGAGGGAAAACCAGUGAAGACUGAUUGGCACAUGUCGGAGUAUUCCCUUCACGAGGCUGAUGCUGAUGCUGAGUUCCAAGAUUUGGUCUUGUGUUGGAUCGGAGACUUGGAGAAGAUGGAUUCGAGGUUCAAAUUUGUCCCUCGGGAGGUGGAGAACAACAACAACAUCCUCUUACCGAACCAAGAGCAAGAAGAUGAUGCUGAUUUUGCUAAUCAUAUUGAGAUGAUGAUGUUGGAAGAGGGAGAACCUAGCGACGUCAAUCAACAGCGUCAAGAGCAAGAGCAAGAUAUGCCUAAUCCUCUCCUUCCUCCUUUUCAGAGCAACGACAACCAAGAACAGUGUCUGUGGGAUGAUUUUGGCUUUGAUGGCGCAGAUGAUGAUGAUACGAUUUCCCAUGAUCUAAUGAUGCGAAUUAUGUAUGAAGAAAACGACGUCACUCAGCAACAACAACGGGAAGAAGACCGAUUGCAACUGCUGCAACGGAUCCCUGAAGCUCAAGCUCAAGACUCUGGAUCGAGUGGUAGUCAAUUCAUGGCUCAAAGAUGA
This is a messenger RNA of Thlaspi arvense, 930 nucleotides long. NCBI's taxonomy places the organism in Eukaryota, Viridiplantae, Streptophyta, Magnoliopsida, Brassicales, Brassicaceae. The record is from the annotation of a GenBank genome assembly.